Molecule: messenger RNA, 2497 nt
Organism: Tachysurus vachellii
Lineage: Eukaryota; Metazoa; Chordata; Actinopteri; Siluriformes; Bagridae
Product: arrestin domain-containing protein 3-like
Exons: 7
Coding region: 59-1006 (315 amino acids)
Biological process (GO): protein transport
Cellular component (GO): plasma membrane; cytoplasm
Source: RefSeq, a predicted model, not a curated record
UGUGGUCACCUGUCCAUACAGUAUGUAUGUUAUGCAAAAAUGUACUUCUCUGUGAACUAUGUCGUGUAGCAUAAAGAAUAUCUCGGUAGUAUUUGAGCCUUUAAAUGAAAGCAACACGUUUACAAACGGAGACCACAUUUCCGGACGAGUAACUUUGGAGGUUGCAAAGGAAACACAAAUCGAGAGUCUACUUAUUAAAGCCAAAGGGAAAGCGUCUGUAAUGUGGUCGGAAACUUACGGAAAAGCCACCGUGGUUUAUCACGAUAAAGAAACGUGCUUUGACUUAAUUCUGUUCUUUAUUCAGAAACAAAAGACAGAAGGUCAAGACGGAUACUCACUGUUAACAAAUGAGUGUGGGCAGUGCUACUCAAGCAUUGUUGGACCUGGAACCCAUGUUUACCCAUUCACCUUUCAGAUUCCCCAGAGAGACAUGCCUGCAUCCUUCAAAGGCUACCAUGGAAAGGUGGUUUACUUUUUAGAAGCCAAAUUGUGCAGGUCAAUGUCAAUACCAAAAAAAGCGAAAGUACAUUUCAACUAUGUUCCUCAGGGUGAUACAUUUGUAUCAGACUUAAUGAUGUCUCAGCAUGGGUCAAAAGAGAAAAAGAUGAAAUUCCUCACAUCCGGGAGUGUGGCCAUGGAUGUUCAUAUAGAGAAGAAGGGUUACCAUUUAGGUGAGCAAAUGACUGUGAAGAUAGAGGUUGUAAACAAUUCCUCUCGUACAGUCAAGCCUAAGUUAACCUUGUACCAGAAGCAGAGCUUCUUCGCCUCCAACAAGAGAAGUGUGAAAACAAAAGAGCUCUUGAAAGAAAAAGGCGACCCCAUUGGACCAUCGACCAAGCAGAGUGUGACCAAAGUGUUGACCAUUCCAGCAGAUGCCAGUAUUUCCAUCCUCAACUGCCAGGUUCUCAAAGUGGAGUACAGACUGAAGGUUUUUCUGGAUAUAAAAUUAGCUUUGGAUCCAGAAAUUAAACUGCCUGUGGUGUUUCUUCCUGUCUGUUUGACAUAGGAAGACAAAGAUCUAGUGAAUACAGAUAUGGACAUUGGCUUUGAAUCAUGGACCAGCAAGCUGACUUGAUUAACUUAGCUUCUGCUGAGUAACAAAAAAGCACAGUUUAUAAAUACUCACUAUUUAAAUUGCACUAUGCACAACUCAAAGAGGUGCUUGUGGUCUGGGGUUACAUAAAUUUUCCCUUUGCCCAACAGCCAUGGGCCAGUAAGAAGUGAAGUUCCUGAUGUUUUUCUUUUAAUACUUGCUUAAAAUUUAACUGGAUUCUUAUCAGUGAGAUGACCGCUAUGCAUUUUUGUUUCUUUGUUUUGUUUGUUUUUGUUAUUUUUAUUUAAAAUCAGCGAUCACUGUCUUAAUGAUCACUGUCUUAAUAUCUUGUGAAAUGGUAGGUAACUCAGGUUGUGAUCGUGGAAUAUCAUGGAUAUAUGUGAGUACGAGUACUUAGUUAACACCUGCUCUCUCACUAUUUUAUAUCCUAACACAUUGCUUCUCAUUCCUGACACUUACAUUGCAUGCUUUUAUUCACCAAUUGUAAAGUAACACUAACAUUUGUUUAUUUAGGGCUUCAUCUUUACACAUUUACACUUUUAAACUUACCUCAGUGCUUGUAAUCUUCAAAAUGUCUUACAAAAACAUGAUCAUAUUAUUUCUUAUAUAUUUUAGGGCAAAUGUAAAAAAUAAAUGGGUUCUUUAAGGUUCUUUUUUGAGAUUAUACAUAAGCAUGACCAUACUCAGAGCUCAGUCAGAUCAAAUUUUAAAUCCGAAUUAGCUAUGAAGCUAAUUACUAAGGGAUUAUUUGUUGCAUGUAAACAUACCUAAUGACUAAGUUACAUAAACAAGACAGACAAUAUCUCACUAAUGUGAGCCAGUGUUAUUAUUACUUGAUAUUAAUGAGCAUAGGAAAUAGAAUAUAGAAAAGCUUGUUGAUCUCAAGUGGCAACUUGUUUUGCUAUCGUGAGAUGGUUAUAAUUAGCUAUGGUUGCUAAUGCAAAGUUAGACUAGCGUCGAUUCCACUAUUUAGUAAUUACAUAGUAAAUACAAUAUGCUGGAGUAUUAGGUGUCUCAUCUGCCUUCCUUGAAGACACAAAACCCAUCUAAUUUAAAAUGUAUAUUACGGUAAGUUUAGCUCAUGUGCUAAAUUUACAAUGCCAUGUUGCACCAGGUGGGUUGUUAAUGCUAGGUAGCAUUGAUAAAUUGUUAAAAGAAUAGGCUAUGCAGCAAAUCCUAUUCUAGGUAAUUGCAAAUGGUAAUUACAGCCCUUAUUUGUAAAUUAGCAAAUUUAAAUAGGGUCUUGGUGAUGACCAACAAAACCUCCACAUAGUGAAUGAUAUCCUCAUUUAAAAUAAUAUAGGUUUUAAAUAGAAAAAGAAAAAAAAUUGAACUGUUUAUAUUAUAAAUAUAAGCUGCUUUACACAUGAAAACCAAAUAAUUACAGUUAAAAACUUUUCACUUUAACUUUUUUCUGUAUAGUUCCUUUUUAAAUUCUUUCUC